Messenger RNA from Verticillium nonalfalfae, 639 nucleotides. RefSeq lists its product as uncharacterized. The record is from RefSeq and is a predicted model, not a curated record. The transcript has a single exon. NCBI's taxonomy places the organism in Eukaryota, Fungi, Ascomycota, Sordariomycetes, Glomerellales, Plectosphaerellaceae. The coding region runs from base 1 to 639 and encodes 212 amino acids.
AUGCUUGACGAGCCGAUGCCUGGACCAUACUUGGUGCGCGCCCCCGCCAAGGGGUCCACGCCAGAGCAACGCUUCGAGGCGAACAAGACGGUCCUCCGCGAUAUCAUCGAAGUGGACCAUUUCAGCAACACAGUGCCCGAAAGCAUCGUCAGUCUUUGGCUCAAUGCGCUUAAUCCGAGGAACAAGACCCCUCUGCCACGCGACGUGAAGGGCUUCUAUGGCGGCGAUCUACGCGCAUCGAUCCCCAUCGAAUUGGCCCACGACUGCUACAAAUACGUCAUCCACGAAACCGACAAGACCAAGGUCGACAAGUACGCCAACAGAAUGCUGAUUGCGCUCUCCCUGCUGGACAUGGAGGACCUGUCAAAGAAGGACGCGAACCUUGCGGGGCUCGCGCUCUGGCAUACGGCUCUGGCACAGGCGCGGCUCCCAGGGAGCCUGGUUGAUCUUUCUGAUACGCUAAAGCGGUACGAGGCCAUUCGGCCGCGCGCCUCCUUGAGCGAUUCCAAGCUGCCACAGCCUCUUCGCCUGGUGGCACGAUUACUCACAGCAGCCGAGCAACUCGGAAAUGCUGAAACGGUAGUGCUGUUGCAAAAUUGGAAACCAGAAAACAGUACCUCGUCUUCCCCUCCCCUCUAG